Molecule: messenger RNA, 4958 nt
Organism: Humulus lupulus (European hop)
Lineage: Eukaryota; Viridiplantae; Streptophyta; Magnoliopsida; Rosales; Cannabaceae
Product: ABC transporter G family member 36-like
Exons: 23
Coding region: 178-4659 (1493 amino acids)
Cellular component (GO): membrane
Molecular function (GO): ATP hydrolysis activity; ATP binding; ABC-type transporter activity
Source: RefSeq, a predicted model, not a curated record
UCUCAAAUAAAGAAAAAUAGAGAGAGAGAGAGAAAGAAUACAGAAAUUGGGAGCUUAACAAUUAAUUUGUUGGAGAAGAAAGACAGCCUCAAUUUCUCCUAAAAAGAAAUUCUUUUCUUUUCUUUUGUGUUUUAUUCAUUGUCAAUUUAAGUAAGGUGUUGAAAAAGAUAAAAUAGUAUGGAGGGUCCAGAGAGAAGGCGGAGUUUGAGUAGAAGCAUAAGCCGGAGUAUGAGCAGAGCAAGUUGGGGCAUGGAGGACGUUUUUGCUUCGGGAAACCAUUCGCGUAGAAACAUGCAUAUGGACGAAGAAGAAGAAGCGCUCAAAUGGGCUGCCAUUGAAAAGCUUCCCACCUAUAAUCGCCUGCGGACGAGCAUAAUGCAAUCGUUCGUGGAGAAUCAAGGUGGCCACGGUAACAACCAAGUGGCCGUCCACAGAGAAGUCGAUGUCCGAAAGCUUGACUUGAACGACAGGCAGACAUUCAUAGACAGGAUUUUUAAGGUCGCUGAAGAAGAUAAUGAAAAAUUCUUGAGAAAGUUUAGGGACAGAAUUGAAAAAGUUGGUGUGAGAUUACCAACAGUUGAAGUUAGGUUUGAGCAUUUGACAGUUGAAGCGGAUUGCCACAUUGGCAGCAGGGCUCUUCCGACUCUCCCAAACGCUGCCUUAAAUCUUGCUGAAUCAGCUAUUGGUUUACUUGGGAUUAGUAUGGCCAAGAGAACCAAGCUUACCAUACUUAAAGAUGCAUCUGGCAUGAUUAAACCAUCAAGGAUGACUCUUCUAUUAGGGCCCCCUUCUUCAGGGAAAACAACCCUUCUGCUGGCUUUAGCUGGAAAGUUGGACCCCACCUUAAAGGUAAAAGGAGAAAUCACUUACAAUGGCUAUAAGCUCAAGGAAUUUGUGCCACAAAAAACUUCUGCAUACAUUAGCCAAAAUGAUGUCCAUGUCGGUGAAAUGACCGUCAAAGAAACCUUAGAUUUCUCGGCCAGAUGCCUUGGAGUUGGGACUCGUUAUGACCUUCUUGCUGAGCUUGCUAGACGUGAAAAGGAUAAUAAAAUUAUUCCAGAGGCUGAACUAGACCUUUUCAUGAAGGCAACUGCUGUGGAAGGAGUUGAGAACAGUCUCAUUACUGAUUACACUCUUAGAAUUUUAGGACUUGAUGUGUGUAAAGACACUAUUGUUGGAGAUGAUAUGCAGCGAGGGAUAUCUGGUGGACAAAAGAAACGAGUGACAACAGGAGAAAUGAUAGUGGGGCCCACAAAAACACUAUUCAUGGAUGAGAUAUCAACGGGUCUAGAUAGUUCCACCACAUUCCAAAUAGUGAAGUGUCUUCAGCAGAUCGUACACCUCACCGAAGCUACGGUGUUGAUGUCCUUACUCCAGCCCGCCCCCGAGACCUUUGAUCUUUUUGAUGACAUCAUCCUCUUGUCUGAGGGCCAGAUCGUCUACGAGGGCCCACGAGAACACAUUUUGGACUUCUUCGCCAGCUGUGGCUUCCGCUGUCCCGAGAGAAAAGGAACAGCUGAUUUCUUACAAGAGGUGACGUCGAAGAAAGACCAAGAGCAAUACUGGUCAGAGCGAAACAAGCCGUACCAGCACGUACCGGUUUCUGAGUUCGCGAGCAGGUUCAAGAGGUUCCACGUGGGCAUGAGGCUUGAGAACGAGCUCUCGGUCUCGUUCGACAAGGAACGAGGUCACAAAGCAGCCUUGGUAUUUGAAAAGUACUCGGUCUCCAAAAUGGAGCUUUUGAAAGCUUGUGUCGACAAGGAAUGGCUACUGAUAAAGAGAAACUCUUUCGUUUAUAUCUUCAAAUCGGUUCAAAUGGUCAUCGUGGCGUUCAUUGCCGCGACAGUGUUCUUGAAACCCACAAUGAAGACCAGAAACGAAGACGAUGGAGCUGUAUUCAUUGGUGCUCUGUUAUUCUCCAUGAUACAUAACAUGUUUAAUGGCUUCUCUGAGCUCUCAAUGACCAUUGUUAGACUCCCUGUGUUUUACAAGCAAAGAGACCUUCUUUUCCACCCUGCUUGGACUUUCACUCUUCCCACUGCCGUGCUUAAAAUACCCAUUUCAAUAUUCGAAUCCUUAAUUUGGAUAAUCAUGACAUAUUACUCUAUCGGGUUCGCUCCAGAAGCUAGCAGGUUCUUCAAGCAGCUAUUACUGAUAUUUGCGACGCAACAAAUGGCUUCUGGGUUAUUUAGGCUUGUUGCCGGAGUUUGCAGGACUAUGAUAAUAGCCAACACUGGUGGGGCACUUGGUCUGCUUCUUGUGUUCAUGCUUGGAGGUUUCAUUAUUCCUAGAGAGCAAAUUCCGAAAUGGUGGGUCUGGGGAUAUUGGGUUUCGCCUAUGAGUUAUGGUUACAAUGCCAUCGCUGUGAAUGAAAUGUUUGCUCCAAGGUGGAUGAACCAGACGGUAUCGCUUACAGACAAGACUCCCUUGGGCUUGAAGAUACUUCAGAAUGUUAAUGUGUUCCCCGACAAAAAUUGGUUUUGGAUUGGCACUGCAGCUCUUUUCGGGUUCGCAGUUCUGUUCAACGUCCUUUUCACGUUCGCUCUUAUGUAUCUAAGUCCACCUAACAAGCCACAAGCCAUAAUAUCUGAAGAAACUGCUCAAGAGAUGGAAGGGGACCAAGAAGAAUCAAAGGAAGAGCCAAGACUUCGAAGACCCAAGUCAAACAAGGAGUCAAUGCAUAGAUCACUGUCUACUGCAGAUGGAAACAACACAAGAGAAAUGGCAAUCCGGCGAAUGACCAGUCGAUCUAAUCCCAAUGCACUAAGCAGAAAUGGCGAUUCUAAUCUUGAAGAGGCCAAUGGAGUUGCGCCCAAAAGAGGAAUGGUGCUGCCAUUCACUCCUCUUGCAAUGUCUUUUGACAGUGUGAACUACUUUGUGGAUAUGCCCCCAGAAAUGAAGGAACAAGGAGUGCCAGAGGACAGGUUACAGCUACUUCGUGAAGUAACAGGUGCAUUUAGGCCUGGAGUAUUGACUGCACUAAUGGGAGUCAGUGGAGCUGGAAAGACAACUUUGAUGGAUGUUUUAGCAGGAAGAAAGACAGGUGGUUACGUUGAAGGCGAUAUUAGAAUUUCCGGGUUCCCCAAGAAACAAGAAACCUUUGCAAGAAUUUCUGGUUAUUGUGAACAAAAUGACAUCCAUUCACCACAAGUCACAGUUAAAGAAUCCCUGAUUUACUCCGCAUUCCUUAGGCUCCCUAAGGAAGUCAGCAAGGAAGAGAAAAUGAUUUUUGUGGACGAAGUGAUGGAAUUAGUUGAGCUGGAAACUCUGAAGGAUGCCAUAGUGGGACUUCCCGGAAUCACAGGAUUGUCAACUGAACAAAGAAAGAGGUUGACUAUUGCGGUGGAGCUUGUUGCUAAUCCUUCAAUCAUUUUCAUGGAUGAACCAACAUCAGGUCUUGAUGCAAGAGCAGCUGCUAUUGUUAUGAGGGCUGUUAGAAACACUGUUGACACUGGAAGAACAGUUGUCUGCACAAUUCAUCAGCCCAGCAUUGAUAUCUUUGAAGCUUUUGAUGAGUUACUAUUGAUGAAGAGAGGAGGACAAGUGAUAUAUUCUGGACCCUUGGGUCGCAAUUCUCACAAGAUCAUUGAGUACUUUGAGGAAAUUCCCGGAGUGCAAAAGAUCACACCCAAGUACAAUCCGGCAACAUGGAUGUUGGAAGUGAGCUCAAUUGCAGCUGAAGUCCGCCUUAAGAUGGACUUUGCUGAACACUACAAAAAUUCAGCCUUGCACCAACGUAAUAAGUCUUUGGUAAAGGAAUUAAGCAUGCCGCCACCGGGAGCAAAAGAUCUUUAUUUUGCUACUGAGUACUCUCAGUCAUCAUAUGGACAGUUCAAAUCCUGCCUUUGGAAGCAGUGGUGGACAUAUUGGCGAAGUCCUGAUUAUAACCUUGUUAGAUAUUUCUUCACCUUGGCUUGUGCUCUCAUGCUUGGAACCAUUUUCUGGAAGGUUGGAACCAAAAGGGGGAGCUCGACUGAUCUGAUGAUGGUUAUUGGUGCUAUGUAUGCUUCCGUGACGUUUUUGGGAAUUAACAACUGCUCAACUGUACAACCUAUAGUAGCCAUUGAGAGAACUGUAUUCUAUCGUGAAAGAGCCGCUGGAAUGUACUCUGCUUUGCCAUAUGCCUUAGCACAGAUGCUAACUGAAAUACCAUAUGUGCUUGUUCAAACGAGUUACUACACUGUUAUAGUGUAUGCCAUGGUGAGCUUUGAAUGGACAGCAGUUAAAUUCUUCUGGUUCUUCUUCGUCAACUUCUUCUCCUUCCUAUACUUCACCUACUACGGCAUGAUGACUGUUUCCAUCACGCCAAAUCACCAAGUCGCCGCCAUCUUCGCCGCGGCUUUCUAUGCACUCUUCAACCUCUUCUCUGGUUUCUUUAUCCCAAGACCGAAAAUUCCAAAGUGGUGGGUUUGGUAUUAUUGGAUUUGCCCAGUGGCAUGGACAGUGUACGGAUUGAUUGUCUCACAGUAUGGUGAUGUUACAGACCUGAUCGAUGUGCCUAAUAUAGGUAAACGCACCAUCAAGUGGUACAUUGAAGACCAUUUUGGGUACAACCCAGAUUUCAUGGGAGUAGUUGCAGCAGUUCUGGUUGGCUUUACAGCCUUCUUCGCUUUCAUGUUUGCUUACUGCAUCAAGACACUCAACUUCCAAAUGAGAUAGAGAAGAGAAGUUUAUAUAUAACCCAAGCAUUCUUUUGUUUUGUUCAAAGUUUAUCUAUAUUGUAAAUACAUGUAAAUAUAUGUAGAUUGAAAAAUUGGCAUUUCUUGAAGAAGACUUGAAUUGUCAUUCUGGGAAACCAGAUGAAAUUUUCGAUCUAUAUAUAUACCCACAUAUAUGAUUGUCUUUAGAUUAUAAGGAGUAUAGUUAAGAGAGUUUUGGUAUUUAUAUUUUACAAGUGUAGAGUUUAAUGUAAUGCAUCUUCUUUUUCAAUAAAAAUACAGUGACAACAUUUUUUCCAA